AUGUGGGAGGAGAGCUUCGACACAGAGCAUGAGGUCAGCGGGAAGCCGGAUUACUCGCCGGUGUCCUGGCGGGAGUAUUUCAACCAGAGGGAGGAUGUGAGCGUGGGGCCGGCAGACAGCAGGGACGUCUUCAGGAUUUAUAAAGCAGGAAACGAUGGACCGCUACUGGUCCUGCUGCACGGAGGAGGACACUCGGCCUUGUCCUGGGCCGUCUUCACCACAGCCAUUGCCAGCAGAGUGACCUGCAGGGUCCUGGCCAUGGACCUCCGGGGUCACGGUGACACACUGGUUCGCCAAUCAGACGACCUCUCCACUCAGACCAUGUCCAGCGAUGUAGCCAAUGUGAUUGGAGCCUGCUACGGUGAGACUCCGCCCCCGAUCGUCCUGAUUGGCCACGGUGUUGGCGGGGCGAUCGCAGUGCAUACAGCCAGCAACAUGCUGCUGCCAACCACUGUGGGGCUGGUGGCCAUAGAUGUGGUGGAAGGUAACGCAUCGGAGGUACUUCACAGCAUACAGAACUUCCUCAAGGGAAGACCCAAGUCCUUCAAGUCCGUAGACCACGCUAUAGAGUGGAGUGUCAAGAGCGGACAAAUCAGGAACCUGGAAUCUGCCAGAGUCUCCAUGGUUGGUCAGAUCAAGAGAUGUGAGGUGGAGGAGGCAGACACCCUGGAGCAGGCCAGCCCGGUGAGCGACGUGGUUGUCGAGCGCAACGAGGAGUUCUACGAUCAGAGCUACAUCGACGACAAAGAAAACAACGCUUCAGAGAGUUUUUACAUGUGGCGUGUAGACCUGUCCAAGUCAGAGAAGUAUUGGGACGGCUGGUUCAGAGGAACCUCCAACCUGUUUCUGUCCUGCAAGCUGCCCAAACUCCUGCUGCUGGCUGGAAUCGACCGGUUGGACAGAGAUCUGACUAUCGGACAGAUGCAAGGGCGAUUCAUGAUGCAGGUGCUGCCCCCCUGUGGACACGCAGUGCAAGAAGACAAGCCAGACAAAGUGGCUGACGCUGUGGCCUCCUUCCUGUUGAGACACAAGUUUGCUGAAGCUAAAAGAGAAACUAAGAGCUCCAACUCCUUCACACAAUGAGAUCUGCAGGUUUUCUGACACCAGCAGAAAAGGAUUCAGGGACCAGAACUUCCUCCUCUACUGGUAGAUGCUGAAGUCUGAACAGUUUAAACCUUGAAAGCUGAGACUGGCAGUAAAUAC
This is a messenger RNA of Centropristis striata (black sea bass), 1203 nucleotides long. RefSeq names its product protein phosphatase methylesterase 1-like. Lineage: Eukaryota; Metazoa; Chordata; Actinopteri; Perciformes; Serranidae. The coding region runs from base 1 to 1083 and encodes 360 amino acids. The record is from RefSeq and is a predicted model, not a curated record. Gene Ontology annotation, biological process: protein demethylation. Gene Ontology annotation, molecular function: protein methylesterase activity. The transcript has 14 exons.